Molecule: messenger RNA, 1988 nt
Organism: Tupaia belangeri chinensis (Chinese tree shrew)
Lineage: Eukaryota; Metazoa; Chordata; Mammalia; Scandentia; Tupaiidae
Gene: MMP1
Product: matrix metallopeptidase 1
Exons: 10
Coding region: 80-1486 (468 amino acids)
Biological process (GO): collagen catabolic process; extracellular matrix organization; proteolysis
Cellular component (GO): extracellular matrix
Molecular function (GO): zinc ion binding; metalloendopeptidase activity
Source: RefSeq, a predicted model, not a curated record
UCCUAGCCGAGAUGUUGGAGCAGCAGGCAGGUAAGGAGCCAGCACUUGUCUCACACUGAGAAGAAAGACACAGGUCGGCAUGCCCAGCUUUCCUCUGUUGCUGCUCCUGCUCUGGGGCGUCGGGUCUCGUGGCUUCCCAGCAAGUCCAGAAAUACGAGAGCAGGAUGUAGAGACAGUCCAGAAAUACCUGGAAAACUACUACGACCUGAAGAGUGAUGGGAAGCAGAUUGAAAAGCAAAGAAACAGUGGCUUAGUCGUUGAAAAAUUGAAGCAAAUGCAGGAAUUCUUUGGGUUGAAAGUGACUGGGAAGCCAGAUGCUGAAACCCUGAAGAUGAUGAAGCAGCCCCGAUGUGGCGUGCCUGAUCUGGCUCGGUUUGCCCUCACUCCGGGGAACCCUCGCUGGGAGCGAACACACCUGACCUACAGGAUUGAAAACUACACACCAGACUUGCCGAGAGCCGAUGUGGACAGUGCCAUUAGGAAAGCCUUUGAACUCUGGAGUGAUGUCUCGCCCCUGACCUUCACCAAGGUCUUUGAUGGGCAAGCAGACAUAAUGAUAUCCUUUGUCAGAGGAGAUCAUCGUGACAAUUCUCCCUUUGAUGGACCAGGAGGGAACCUCGCACAUGCUUUUCAGCCAGGCCCAGGUAUCGGAGGCGAUGCUCAUUUUGAUGAAGAUGAAAGGUGGACCAACAAUUUCAGAGAUUAUAACUUAUAUCGUGUUGCGGCUCACGAAUUGGGUCAUUCCCUGGGGCUCUCCCAUUCUACUGAUAUUGGAGCUUUGAUGUAUCCCAACUACAUCUUCAAUGGUGAUGUCGAGCUAGCUCAGGAUGACAUUGAUGGCAUCCAAGCCAUAUAUGGACCUUCCCAAAAUCCUACCCAGCCAACAGGCCCCCAAACCCCACAAGCAUGUGAUAGUAAGCUAACCUUUGAUGCUAUAACUACGAUUCGGGGAGAAAUGAUGUUCUUGAAAGACAGGUUCUACAUGCGCACAAAUUCCUUCUACCCGGAAGUUGAGCUUAAUUUCAUUUCUGUUUUCUGGCCAACUCUUCCAAAUAAACUUGACGCUGCGUAUGAAGUUUCUGACAGAGAUGAAGUUCGGUUUUUCAAAGGUAAUAAGUACUGGGCUGUCCAGGGGCAGGAUGUGCUACGCGGAUACCCCAAGGACAUCUACAGCUCCUUCGGCUUCCCCAGAACCGUGAACCAUAUCGAUGCGGCUGUUUCCGAGGAAGAUACUGGGAAAACAUACUUCUUUGUUGCUAACAAGUACUGGAGAUAUGAUGAACGCAAACGAUCCAUGGAUGCAGGUUAUCCAAAAAUGAUAGCCCAUGAGUUCCCUGGAAUUGGUGACAAAAUUGAUGCUGUUUUCAAGAAAGAUGGGUUUUUCUAUUUCUUUCAUGGAACAAGGCAAUACAAAUUUGAUCCUAGAACUAAGAGAAUUUUGACUCUCCUGAAAGCUAAUAGCUGGUUCAACUGCAGAAAUAAUUGACCAACUUACGAAAUUGAAUGGAAAAAAAUAUUUUAUAAACCCAAAGAAGGUGUUUUCCUCCCUAUAGCAAAAACCUCUCCAAAAAAAAAAAAAGGUGUUUUCCUGAAGAGCCAUGUUUUUCAGUAUUCUACUUAAUUUCUAGACUCACUGAUACAUAUAGCUACUAAGUAUAACCUUAUUUAUACCUCAUUCUAUUUUUUUACAAUGUAGAAUUUAAUGUUUUAUGUCCUGAUAUCAUUUAGUUUUACAAAUGAUCGCUAAGGAAGGUCAAGUUUAUGGCUUUGGAUUCAUGUGGAUCAAUGUUGCAGAGAAGAUAGUUUCUGAGUAUGUUGAUUCUGGAAAGCAUCUCAGGGAAGAUGCUUUUUCACACACAAAAAGAGAGAGAACAGACAUGAUUCCUCACCAGAGGAAAAGUAGUUUCAGCACACAAGAGCAGCCCUGGUAUCUUUGUGAUAUGUGAGGGACAAUUCUUAAAAUAAAGUAUUAUAUGUUUGGAAUAAAA